This is a messenger RNA of Lycium barbarum (goji berry), 594 nucleotides long. RefSeq lists its product as uncharacterized. The transcript has a single exon. NCBI's taxonomy places the organism in Eukaryota, Viridiplantae, Streptophyta, Magnoliopsida, Solanales, Solanaceae. The record is from RefSeq and is a predicted model, not a curated record. The coding region runs from base 1 to 594 and encodes 197 amino acids.
AUGUUGAGGAAGAUAUUUGCAGCCAAGAAUAUAUUUGCACAAGACCAAAUGCUAGCUGAACACAUUGGUAUGUCUAUUAAAACUUUAUAUCUUCAUCUUAUCGGGGACAGGCCUAGAAUGCCAUGGAAAUGUAUGAUGAUCUCAAAUGGGGCAAAACCAAAGGCCCUGCUUUCACUAUGGCUGCAAAUACAAGAUAGACUCAUGACAACAGAUAGAUUAGUUGGCUGGGGGAUAAAUGUGGAUCCGUACUGCAAACUGUGCACAAACCAACUUGAAACUAGAGCACAUUUGUUUGUACACUAUGAAUACUCAAAGAAAGUGUGGACAAGGCUGCUCAAGUGGCUCCAGAUCCUAAGCUUAGCUGCUACUACAUGGGAGAGUCACCUGCAAUGGAUCAUCACCAAAGCCAAAGGCAAGUCAAAAGCUGCUCAAUUAUUUAGAAUGGCCUAUGCAGAAUUUGUUCAUGCGGUUUGGCUAGAGAGAAAUCAGAAGACCUUUGAAGAUAGAAAAAGGGACUGGACUGUGUUAGCUAGAGAAAUUGCUUAUAUUUGUAAUGUUAGGGCACCCUUGGGUCUGAGGACUAGAUUACAAUAG